This is a messenger RNA of Oppiella nova, 1686 nucleotides long. The record is from the annotation of a GenBank genome assembly. Lineage: Eukaryota; Metazoa; Arthropoda; Arachnida; Sarcoptiformes; Oppiidae.
UGGGUGGCAGCACUGCACUGACACACGUGUUGUGCAUUGACUGUGAGUUCAGUUGUGGACAACUUGUGGUGAUCACUGAUCAGUGAAGAUUGCUUACCAAACAUGACUUCACUGUCCGAUCAAAUCGCUUCACUCAUCAAUCCGUUGCCAUCUCUGACAGAUCCCGAGGAUGACAUCCACACCGAGACCUCUGCCCUCAAUGUGCUCAACACCACCACAACAGACAACAGCGGCGGUGAUCAGCCAUUGAGCGCAAGUGACUUAACCCGCAAAGCAAGAAGUCAUUUGUGGUCUUUGAAUGAGAGGUAUUCGGGAAUCAAAGUCACUCGGGAUGUGCUCACAGAUUGGCAGUCAGAGGAUGAACACAGCGAUGGCAGUCAUGAAGACAAGAGUGGAAGUGAUUCCGUUGACACCGAACUCGAGGACAGGGAGUUCUAUAGCGAUAACAUAAGAGCGCCGACCGCCUCCUCUGAAGACUUAAACUCCAGUUCUGAUAGCAAUGAGAGUGAAAACGAAAACGAAGAAGCAGUUGAAGAGUUGAGUGAUGGAAAAGAUGUGGACGAAGGCAGCGAUGGAUACAUAAAUCAAUUCUCAAACAUUGAUGUCAAUGAAGAUAUAUCGAAGGGAAUCGCUCUGAAGAAGCAGUUAUUAAUUUGGGAUAAUUUGCUCGAAUGUCGUAUUAAUGUGCAGAAAAUACUGAUGGAUAGCAACAGAUGUCCACAAUUUGAUUGUUUAAGUCUUUUGAAAGAAGGUUCACAAGAGACAGAAGUGAACCAUUCAUUGAGAGAGUCAUCGAAAGCAGUGAAGAAAUUGCUAAAAGUGUUGAUUGACAUCGAUUUGAGUCUUAACUCACAAAAUAAUAUUCUUGUCAAUGAAAGACAUUCUUCUCAGUCAACUGAAGACCAUUCGACGGAUGAAAACAUAAGAACUGAUAAUAAGAAUGAAUUUCUGGACAAUUCAUUGGAGUUUAGGAACAAACGAAAGCUCUCUGAUUGUGAUUACAAUGAGUUCUUAAGCAAAAGACAUCGAAAUUUGAAUGGAAUUAGGAAUCAAUUGAACAAACGAAAGCUCUCUGAUUGUGAUUACAAUGAGUUCUUAAGCAAAAGACAUCGAAAUUUGAAUGGAAUUAGGAAUCAAUUGUUAGACAAAUGGUAUGAAAAGACAAGAUUUACAGCGAAUGCCUUGAAAAACAAAUCUUUGGUUGGUUUGGAACAGUCUUCGACACAACAAAUCGAUCGCAUUCUCUCUGAUAUGGAAAGACUUAUACGAAGAACACAAACCAAAAGGUCUUUAUAUAAUAUUAUAGGAAAGGCUGAUAUCAAUGACACAACCAUUGAUGAGAAACAAUUAGAAGAAAGUAUUGGCAAAAGUGAUGACAAAGAAUUGGAUGCAGAGAUCUUCGAUGACGACGACUUCUACCAUCAAUUGCUCAGAGAAUUAAUUGAAUCAAAGACUGCCAAUGAAUCCAACGAUCCAAUAGUCUUAAGCAAGAAAUGGUUGGAAAUACAAAAGUUGAGGAAUAAAAUUAAACGCAAAGUCGACACAAAAGCGAGUAAAGGCAGGAAAAUUAGAUAUGAUGUACACUCGAAGUUAGUCAACUUCAUGGCACCUGUAGAUAAUUGCACGUACACUGACCAGGCUAUCACUCAACUCUUCAGCUCUCUUUUUGGAUUAAAAUUAAGAUAA